GGAAAACAGUUGCUGUAAUAAAGCCGAGAAGAGCGUACGUAUACGUGCAAUUAUACACAACGCCCUUUACGGCCAUCAUUCGAAGUUUCAUCGCAUAGCUAUUUCUUCAAGCGACGAGAAAAAAAAAGAUUCUCCUUUUCAAAACAUUUCUAUAUACUCGAUACUUGCGUAAGUGAAAUCAUAUUUUUUUGUCUCAAUAAACAUUUUGUCGUUGAAUUUUAUUUGCAAAUUUCGUAGAUCAAUCGAAUUGCGUUGGUAAAUUGGUGGUUUUGUGCGAAUAAAUGCGGGAAUAUUUGGUUUAAUUUAAUUUUUUGGUGAGCGCGGUGACAAAAGUCGUGUGUAUCUGUUUGAAAAAAUGCUUUUUACUGCUGUCAGCCAUUUUUCUUGUGUCGCGCACCAACAGCGCCGACGGUGAUAAUUUACAAGAAUCGAAGACUUUUAGUGUUCGGCCACCUAGUUUUGAAAUCCAAAAUCAGUUUCAUUCUUAUUAUUUUCCCAAUCCCGAUUUGUCAGCCGCAAUUUUUUGCAAAAAUUUUCGACAACAAUUUCACCGAGAAACAACAUCAAAGUUUGAAAAUGCGAUGAAUUGAAGUUGAUUCGUAGAAAUUUUCUGAGUCUUUUUCGUCGCAUAAUCAAAAUGGCUGACGUGCGAUGUACGAUUGAAACGUUUGUAUGUGUAUAAUACUGGGUACAUUCGAAAAUCGUAAUUUUUUCUUCUCGCAAAGCAACACGGCAGCUGUGUGUAUAUAUACGGAGGGAAAUACAGUGUCUUUAGUUUUGACAGUUUUGACAGUAUGCCUAUACAGCAUACGAUUUCGUUCGAUAGGCAACGCGUAAGUGGUUUUCGGUUGUGUUGAGCAAGCGAUGACGACGCGGCUCCGAGAAGUAAAAUUGGAGGGAAACGAAUUACAUUCAUAUUUGGAAACAUUCAACAAAGACUUGGAAGGGAAUAACCAGCAAACAAUCACAUUGCUUCAGACCAACGGCACAGAUACCAUGGAGGAUACCGACGAAGGCACUUAUUUUGUCGACGAGAGUGGUAAUUAUUAUUACCAAGCGACAAAGGAUUCGGAGCCGGUGUUAACUGAACCGCCUGAUGGUGACAAUAUUCAGUUUAUCGUCGAAGAGGACGACGAGAACUCGGCGGGCGAAGACAAUUUGGAAGUUGAACAAGCGACGGUGUCGACAAAAACGCGAAAACAAAAUAUUAUCACAACAAAAGUGGAGGCAAGUGAAUACGAUGCGGUGGCAUUUGAUACGAACGAAGGAGACAAUGCCGAUGGUGAAGUUAGCUAUGUGUAUAUUAUGGAUGACAAAGGAUCACCGGUCGAUGAUGGGACAAAUGAAGAGCUGGCUGACGAUGGUGUCGAAGAGAAAGUGUACGAAUUCGAAGAAGAUGAGGAUUUGAGUGACGACGAUGCACCCGUGAAAAAGGAUAAACGAAAAGCAGCCGGUUCAGCUGCUACCUCAUCCGGUGCUAAGACGCCGAAAGUAUCCCGAGUAUCGUUAGCAAUGCACAUGUGCAACUAUUGCAAUUACACAAGCCCAAAACGGUAUUUGUUGUCGCGCCACAUGAAAUCCCAUUCGGAGGAACGACCAUAUAAGUGUUCGGUGUGCGAACGUGGAUUCAAAACAUUGGCUUCAUUGCAAAACCACGUAAAUACACACACGGGAACCAAGCCACAUUUGUGUAAGUACUGUGACAGCUGCUUUACAACAUCUGGUGAAUUGGUCAGACAUGUACGGUAUCGACACACGCAUGAAAAACCACACAAGUGCCACGAAUGCGAUUAUGCCAGUGUUGAGUUGAGCAAAUUGAAACGUCACAUUCGUUGUCACACGGGCGAACGACCAUAUCAAUGUCCUCAUUGCACAUAUGCAUCGCCGGACACAUUUAAAUUGAAGCGACACUUACGCAUACAUACCGGCGAGAAACCGUACGAAUGUGAUGUAUGCCAGGCCCGAUUCACCCAAUCCAAUUCGCUGAAGGCACACAAGCUUAUUCAUAGCGUUGGUGACAAACCAGUGUUCCAUUGUGAACUGUGCCCAACGACUUGUGGACGAAAGACUGAUUUGCGUAUCCACGUACAAAAGCUACAUACAGCAGAAAAACCACUCAAAUGCAAACGAUGCGGGAACUCAUUCCCUGAUCGCUAUAGUUAUAAGAUCCAUACCAAGACGCACGAAGGUGAAAAGUGUUACAAAUGCGAAUUGUGUCCAUAUGCUUCAAUAUCGGCCCGUCACUUGGAGUCUCACAUGCUUGUCCACACUGAUCAAAAACCAUUUCAAUGCUCGCAAUGCGAUCAAGCCUUCCGUCAGAAGCAAUUACUCAAACGCCACAUUAAUUUAUAUCAUGAUCCAAGCUAUGUACCACCCACACCAAAGGAAAAAACUCACGUAUGCCCAUCUUGCGAACGCCAAUUCCGGCACAAGGGCAAUUUAAUACGGCACAUGUCAUUGCACGAUCCCGACUCAUCGGUGCGAGAGCACGCGAUGGCAUUGAAGGUAGGCCGCAAGAAGCGUGUCCAAAUUGUCAACGGCCAACAAAUCGAAUACAUGGGCUUCGAGGACGAAGAAGAGUAUGAGGGCGAAGAAGAUUAUGUUGAUGGCGAGGAUGAAACAUCAAUCGAGCAAGAAGAUUUGCCAACGAAAAAGGAAACCAUCAUGGCCGUUGGAGAGGAUGGACAGCGUUACAUGGUGGUCGAAGUGAUCAAUAUGGAAGAGGAUGAGAAUAGCCAGAUUCAAUUGCAAGACAAAGAUGAGAACAUGGAGAUAGCCGAACUGUAUCUGGAAGAUGAGGAUCCAUUACAAGACAAGGGCCAAGUCGAUCGAGACAUGUCGACAUGCUUUGGAUUUGUGGAAGAAGAUGGUGUCGAAGACGAAGAAGAUGGGGACAAAUCAUCAAUUCAACUUCUCGACUAUGUUGAAUAGUCGACCUCAAAUCGACGCAUUUUGAUUUCAAUAUGUUUAGUUGUGAUUUAAUAAGAAUAUUGUUUUUCGAUUGUAUACUUGAAUGCUAAGAAGUAGAACCAAUAACAACUAAUUUCACACAUAUGCAAAUAUGAGUUGCAGACAAUUGAUCCACUGAUAUCAUUUAACUGUUAUAAUUCUUUUUUCGUUUCGUUUAGAAAGUAUGAUAUCAAAAUUUAAUUGGACAUUUACACAUAUUUUUGUAUAUCCUACCAUGCCAUGACUUGGCUGUCACAUUUCACAGAGAUUUGCUGUAUUCUCGUAGAAAUGACAUUGGCUGAUUGAUCAGUAACCGUAACGAAUAGCUUAAGAGUACGAUAAUUCCAAUUGUUAAUGGCAAAAUUUAACAGAAUUCAAAUAAACUGUAGAUUUUUUUGUGGCAAAUUCA
This is a messenger RNA of Sitodiplosis mosellana (orange wheat blossom midge), 3358 nucleotides long. It is a transcript of the gene CTCF, whose product is annotated as transcriptional repressor CTCF. The record is from RefSeq and is a predicted model, not a curated record. Lineage: Eukaryota; Metazoa; Arthropoda; Insecta; Diptera; Cecidomyiidae. Gene Ontology annotation, biological process: regulation of transcription by RNA polymerase II. The transcript has 5 exons. Gene Ontology annotation, molecular function: RNA polymerase II cis-regulatory region sequence-specific DNA binding; DNA-binding transcription factor activity. The coding region runs from base 865 to 2931 and encodes 688 amino acids.